AUGGCUCCUUCGCCGGAAUCCCUCAUCUUUCAUCGAGCCCCAUCGGUCGAAGGGGAUGCUCCUCCUGCAGGACCGAAUCCCGACACCGUCGAAGCGUUCGUGUAUCUCGCGCUAGUUGUGCUUCUUAUCGGAUUUCGAAUAUUCUGUCGGACAAGAGCCAUUGGGAUCAGCUCUUUGGGGCCGGAUGACUACCUUAUGAUCUUCAGUAUCUUGCCACUCGUCGCCGAGACAAUCGUCCAAUAUAUCACCGGUACGGAAUUUCAUGGUCUAGCCAACAGCGCCAUGACGGAUAGCUACCGGCUUGGGAUUGAGCCAGGGAGUCAAGAAUGGAUAUGGAGAGUUAAUGGUACGAAGACAAUUUUGGUUGGAUGGAUAAUGUACACCACCCAGAUAUGGAUGAUCAAGGCGUCAAUGUGCACAUUUUACCUGCGCCUUACGGUCGGCCUUGAAGGAUACAGAAAUCGAAUACUCAUCGGACUUGGCAUAAUCGUUGCGUCUUACAUCGCUGCCAUAUACACAAUCUUAUUCACCUGCAUGCCCUUCCAGAAGCACUGGCAAAUCUUCCCGGACCCAGGGAAUUUGUGUAUGCCUGCUAUUAAUCGGGUCGUCAUUUAUACUUGCCUUGCUCUCAAUAUCUUCAGCGACCUCUACCUCUUCAUGAUUCCCGUUCCCAUGUUCUGGGCGGCAAAGCUCCCGCCAGCCAAGAAAUGGGGUCUGACAGUUUUGUUCUCCGGUGGCAUCGUUAUCAUUGUUUUUGGUAUUCUGCGAUGCGUAUCCAUCUUGAAGGAUGAUUCCGAGGGACCAAGAGAAGGUACCAAUUGGGCUCUGAGAGAAUCAUUUGUUGCGGUCGCAGUCACCAACUUACCCAUGACCUGGGGCUGGCUCAAGGUCAAGCUUCGCCCAUUCCUGGGAUCUUUCCUGUCGACACCUCGAACCAAAGCAACCGGCUACGGAAGGACUGGCAAUGGGGGCGGGAGUGUGAAGCUGGAUGACAUGUCAGCCUCUGGGAGGUGGCGGGACCAACAGAAGCAAAAAAACAAGUCACUCUCCUCGAGCCAGCAAAACAUGACCCCCGGAGGACUCACAUUCCUAUGUGAGACGGACAGCAAUGAAGAGGACAGUAUAAGGCCGAUGAAUCAUGGGUCCCAUGGCAUUGUGAUGCAGGUUGAGCUGAAAGUGUCGUCAGAAAGGAGGUCGCAGCUUGAAGACGGUAUCAAGGUGAGCGAGACACCGCCAGUGCCUGACAGUUUUUCGCCUCCCGACGAGCCUGAUGUUAUGAAAUUAAAAUGA
This is a messenger RNA of Clonostachys solani, 1290 nucleotides long. The record is from the annotation of a GenBank genome assembly. Lineage: Eukaryota; Fungi; Ascomycota; Sordariomycetes; Hypocreales; Bionectriaceae.